ACUAAAAUAAUGUAUCUAGCUAAGAUUCCACAUCUUCUCACAUUAAGUUUACAUGUCGAGAAAAUCUGGCGUUUUAUCAUAAAAGCUUAGGGCUAAGAAAAUUUCGCGCCGAGCACGGCUUGGGCCGGGCUUGAGCAGCAUCAAAAUGGCACCCGCAGUUGAGACCGACCCACAUGACCGUUGGCGAAACGCGUUUGAAACCAGAAGAAGAUAACAACCCACGCUAGUGAAUAUCCUUUGCCAGCUCAUCCUUCACUCUCCUAUUCUGAUUAGGAGUACUCAAGAAACAAGUCGGCUCCCAAAACUCUAUAUAUUAGAGGCCCUACUCUUUCACCACUCCUUGUUCAGAGCGGAGAAGAGUAAGAAGGCCAUGGCGCUGAUGUCCCAGAGCUCCGUUCUUGGGAACACCUUCCUCCAACUCAAAGCCCGUCGAGUACGUCCACAUGGAGAUGCCCAGGUGCUCCUCCGUCUUCGCCUAACCAGUUUCCAUGAACGGGCUGAAGACCUCUUGUCCUUCCCCGAGACCACCCCGUUCCCCGAGACCAUCUUCUUCUACUUCCAUCUUGCCCAGCUCCCUCUCCUCCAAUCUCUGCCGCGCAUAGUCUCCACCGCGCUACGCCGUCUCGAUACGACAACGCAGCAGCUCUGCGAGCCGCGGAUGCUCCGCUUCACCUCGGAAGCCGCAGCAGCCAUGCAGCAGCAGCAUCCGACAACCCGAACAAUGCUCGAGCUUCUUGUCGACGUGAGCGUCCUCCAUGCACGCGAGUUAUCGCCCAACGACAUUGCAGACAUGGUUAGCUCGCUCCGGGCGAUGCCUCUCGAGAGGGAGGAAGACGACACAGCUGACAGCGUGCGGCAUUAUUAUUUCGACAGCACCGGCCUCCUUCGUAGAGGAGAAAGAGGAGUGAGGGUUGGUCGCGCUCCGGCGAGCAGCUCUUCUAUCAUGAAGGUGGAGCGGUCGACUUACGUUCAAGAAGACGGAUUUCAAGAGGAGUGCGCGAUAUGCUUGGAGGAGUUCGAAGUCGGGCGGGGAGUGAGUCGACUGCCUUGCUCCCAUGCCUUCCACAGCCGUUGCUUUGAUCAGUGGCUAAUGAGGAGUCAUCGAUGCCCUCUCUGUAGACGCCCUUGUGAAGAGCAAGCUUAGGACCUUUUCGGCAUGGU
Messenger RNA from Phoenix dactylifera (date palm), 1161 nucleotides. NCBI's taxonomy places the organism in Eukaryota, Viridiplantae, Streptophyta, Magnoliopsida, Arecales, Arecaceae. The record is from RefSeq and is a predicted model, not a curated record.